Messenger RNA from Dothidotthia symphoricarpi CBS 119687, 6659 nucleotides. RefSeq lists its product as uncharacterized. The coding region runs from base 292 to 6381 and encodes 2029 amino acids. Gene Ontology annotation, cellular component: site of double-strand break; nucleus. The record is from RefSeq and is a predicted model, not a curated record. Lineage: Eukaryota; Fungi; Ascomycota; Dothideomycetes; Pleosporales; Dothidotthiaceae. The transcript has 2 exons.
UCACAAUCCGCGCUCAUGGAGGGGCCGCUCUCACCAUUUCUGCCCUGCCCGACUCCCCCCCGCUCCGCCGCCGCCGUCGCCUGCUGAGGCUCGUUGCAGAGCCCGCCGCUCUGUGACUCUGCCACGCCGUCGCCGCCCGCAGCACCAGCCCCUAGACUGCGCGCCAGCACCAAAACAAAGCACGGCGACGAUAUCGCGACACAGCGCCGCCAUCAUCGCGCGGCCGUGAACACCCUCCCCCCCCCGACUCCAGCGCGCCGCCUCGCUCUGCUCCAAUGCCCGGCUGACCUCAUGCCCGCCUCGCCGCUGCCCACUGACCCGGACGACUCGGCCGCUCCGAAGAAGCAUGGCUCGCCGGGCAAGAAGACGGGCGCUGCGGGCAAGCAGAACAACAUGGACGGCAAAGACUUUGCCAAAGCCAUCGGCAUCAACAAGCCCGCCAACGUGCGCGACAAGAUCAAGCGCUGGCAGCACACGGUCGAGCCCGACGAGGGUGGAGUAGACAAGGCAGGCACAGACAAGACGGGCGCAGACAAGGCAGGCGCGGACAAGGCCGUCGCGUCCGCCCUCAACACGCUCGCCCGGCCCGCCUCGUCGCCCAAGCUGCAGUCGACGACGCCCAAGGCGAAGCUCUUCGACGACAAGCCCAACUGGAAGCCCGCACACAAAGCCGCCAAAUCCGUCGACGCCAGCCCCGAGCGCCCCAAGACGGCGAAGCAGGCGUCGCUCAUCGCCAACCCGCUCGACGACGACGUCCUCACCGCCACCGCCCCGAAGAAGCGCGUCAUCAGCGACUCCCACUGGCGCGCGAAGCCCGCAGCCCCCAAAGACACGGGCCGGCCCCUACCCAAGACCAUCCCCAAUGCCUGGGUGCGCCCCUCGAAGAUUGUCAAGCUGGACAAGCCCGAGAACGAGGAGCCCCCGAAGGAGCAGCCCAAGGCCCCGCCGCCCGUCGCCCUGAAGCCGCUCGUCACCUACAUCGGCAGGAGCACGGGGCAGACCAAGCCUCCGCCCAAGCCGCGCAUCCCGCCAAAGCCACCCAGUCUGACCAAGCAGGAGCGCCCGAGCAGUAGCGGGUCGAGCAACGCAAAGGAUGGCAAGAGCGAGAACAGCGCCCUGGCGCCACCAUCACCUCAGCCCGAGAAGGAAAAGACCGAGAUGGUCAAGAUGCGCCGCAGCAGACGUCGACCCCAGACAUCUCACCUCGCAUCCAAGUCAGCUGACGAUGUCUCCAUGUUCAAGCACCAGGCACGCCGGUCAGACACAUCGCUCAGCGACGAUGCACAGAACAUCAUCACAGUCGAGUACGACGAGAGCCACGUCACAUCGCCCCCAGCAAGUCAAAUCACAUCGCCGCGAGAGGGACGCAUCACAUCUCCACGCGACAGCCAAAUCACAUCCCCUCGAGAUGACGAGCUGCGGGAGAGGCGGCGCAGGCGACGUCCCAAGAGCAUGGGCGACAGGACAGCAGACGAGGCGCUCAGAGAUUCUCCCUCGAAUGCGCGCAGACGACGUCGCAGAUCGUCCCCAAAGACUGAUGGAGAGGAACUGGCAAGACGCUCGCCGGAACCACGCACACACUCGCCAGAACCACGCAAGCCAUCCCCACAGCCAGGCCGAAGAUCCCCACAGUCAGGCAGACGAUCCCCACAACAAGGCAGGCGGUCCCCACAGCCAUUCAAACACUCGCCAGUACCAGCCAGACGGUCACCGGAACCCGCCAAGCUCGCGACACCGCCCAGCAAGCCGGUUGGAAGUCGACUGGAGGCCUGGCUGAGCGGCACGUCUGAUCCCUUCUCUGACAGCGAUUCGCAUCGCAGGAUCAGAUCGAAAGACUCAACAUCGACCAUAGAGAUACCGCCCAAAAACCCGGCAGGCCCCCCUCGCAGACGAAGAUCCAAAGAAUCAGUCUCGACGGUAGAGCCGCCCCCCAAGGAAGACGCAUCAGAAGUCACUGUCUCGACCGAAGUGACAAAUGAGACCGAGGAAGACGUGCAACCACCCACCAGGCACAGCAGUGGGAGCAGCGGCAAGCGGCGCCGACGACGACGACGCAGCCGCGAGAUCAAGGUGGAGACACCCAUUGUAGAUGAUGCAUCUACUGUCAUGUCAGACGACACAGCCGAGACACCUGCGCCAGAAGCACCAACUGAAGUGUCACUCUCGCCCACGCCCACUCUAAAGCGCCGUGGCGCCAGACGCAGCCGUAGUCAACAUUCCAUCAAGAGCCGCUCCAUGUCCUCACCACUGCGCGAAACUACAUCAGUGGACGAGGCGUUCGAUGAAGGCCUGAGAGAAGCAGGUGCCGCCUCGCCUGCACCCUCUUCGUCGGUAGAUGCGUCAGCAAUAGACAUCGAGAACAUUGCCCUGCGACCACGUCCACUCGACGUGAAGCGGUUCUUCCCCACUGGUGGCAAGCGCCUUUCCACAAUUGCUUCCGUUGAAUCAUUCGCCGCAUCGCAGAGGGCGCCUCCUUCAGAAGCCGUGGGCUCGGAGGCGCCUUACUCCGUCUCCAAUUUCAGCGAAAUUCUCUCGCAGGUAGCUGCCUCACAACUCAAAGCGUCUAUGAAUCCAGAAACAUCCACUCUUCUGAGCCGCAAGAGCACGAGACGCAACAGACUUGCCAGCCAUGCCGACUUGAUAUCGGUGUUGUCCAUGCCCAAGACUGGCGCAAAGAGUAUCGUGUCCGCUCGCAGCAUCCGUACCAACAGGAGCCGCAUGGCUACAGCCACCAUUCCCGACAUCAUGAGGGAACUUACAUCCGAUGAGGGCAAGUACAUGAGAGAGCUUCGCACCAUUGUUGAUGGCGUCAUUCCCGUUCUCCUCAGCUGCGUUCUCUCCAAAUCCGAUUCUGCCGUCGCCGCCGGGUUGUUCUCUCGUUCAGCUAAUACCGACCCGAACGACGUUACAAAGCCCAUCAUCGAAAUGGGUGUUUGCCUAGAACGCAUGAAGACGCUGCACAAGCGCAUCCCUACAGAUGAUCCGGAUGCUUUCGUGGACUGGGCCCAGAGCGCACAAGACGCCUACGCCGCGUACAUUUCCUCCUGGCGUCUCGGCUUUCAAGACGUCGUCGUCAGCCUCGCCCCCGCAGACGACGAUCCAUUCAAGCCAGCAAAGAUUGUGAACGGCCCUGAGGAUGGUGCUCCUUGGGACGAAGGCAUGCCGCGCAAUGCCGAAGGUUACGUUGUGAACGGCGAUGGGGAGCGUGUUGAUGUUGCAUACAUACUCAAGCGGCCGCUCGUGCGGUUGAAGUAUUUGUCAAAGAGCUUGAAGAGUAUCAACCACGUAAGACCAUCAGAACGUGCAGAGAAAAUUGCGAGUAUUUUCCAAGAACUUGUCACCGCCGCACGCAGACGCUCCAACGACGAAUACGCCCGACUUGAAGAUGAGGCUGCCGCCAAUAUCGACCCCACACGCACCCGUGAUCCACGAAGCCUGGCCCCCCUCGCAGGCGUACGUGUUGAGCCCGCCCGUUGCGUACGAGCCAGAGACCACUUCGAUAUGCACCUGUACCAUUCCAGUGGUCAGGAGAUCAGCUGCCGCGUUGAGAUUUUACUCCGCGACAACACGCCGGGCACCGGCAAGGGAGGCGAUCUACUUUUCUGCGAAGUCGACCCAGCUGGACGUUGGCUUCUACUCCCACCCGUCCAACAAAACCGUGUCUCUGCUCGGAACGGCGACAUGAAGGGCGAGAUAGUCGUCAUGAUCCGUGGCCACCAAGCAGAUGGGUCCGAAUGGAGCGAGGUGAUGUCGCUCACAAUCGACGACGAGCAAGCUGGCUUCGAGUGGGUACAAAUGUUAGGCCUCAACCCCAUACCGCCACCGCUCUCCGAUGUUAGACGAACACAUGUUCCCGGCCACGAUGCGUCCGCUGCUUUCAUCACGGCAUCACCAAGAUCGACCUCCCCACACCAAAGCCGCACGCCGAGCCCCCACGAAAUCGAUAUACCCAUUGGAGAACAGCACACGGAAGUCUCCAAGGUGUGGCGCUCCAACACGCCUGACAGACGUCAGCAGUCACGUACUGUGUCCCCCACUACUCCACCCGGUGUAGACACUUCUCUAGAUAGCGGGACAUACGACACAAGUGCAACCACGCCUGGCGAAGAUGGUCGAUCCACAAGCCCAUGGGAUGACGACCCCGACCGAACACCUCGCAGUCUCAAUGAAGCCUUACGCAUUGCCGACAAUGGAUCGCCUACUGGUUUGAGGCGUACCAAGGCUACGAGACUGUCAAGACACGGAACAUCAUCGCCGGUUUCAUCAAAGUCCUCGCGUCAGAUCACUCUCGAUGAUCCGCAAGAGUUUGUUGAGGAGCCAAUGUCUAUCGAAGAAGAGGUCAAGCCACGCAGAAAAUCGACCAAGCGCCGACCUCAAUCGCUCCCAUCUGGAGGAUCAUCAACUGUAUCGCAGUCUAACAAGAAAUACAGCGUCUGGAUGCCAGAAUCUGACGUUGGGGACUCGGAUGAGUCGGAAGAAGACACACAGUCUGUUGGAGACCAAACACUCUCACCGCCGGGCUCUCCUCCGUUACUCGCACGUCCAAGUAUGCACAGACGAGUCUCUUCAGUACCUUCGCUCGAGUUGCCAAGUAUUCCCAGGCAGAGAAAGUCGAGCCGACCUUCGUCUCCAGUUGAUGAGCCUGAACCGGAACCGGAACGAAUCCUUGAGCCAGCAUUCACAACUCCCAAAUCCAAGAAGAAGUCCAAGCUGGCCAACGAGAUACUGCAAGACGAGGAAGAUGAUGGCCCACCGCCCGUGCCAGUUCAUCGAUCACCCAGUCCCGCUACGCCCGUGACACUGAAGGGAACCAAGACCCCCGUAUUGACGCCAGCGUUACCCGCUUUCAAGAACAAACGGCGCUCCUCAUCUCCAUUGAAGCAUGAGUAUGAGCCCUCCACUUGCACUGAGUCGUCGAGCGAGAGUGAAGAGGAAGUUGUAUCUGAGGUGGACGCGUCUGAAGAAGAUGAAGAGAGCCUGACGUCGGAGUCGUCAGAUGAUGAGCUCGAAGACGACGUCCCCAUGCCAUUGAUGCCUUCCGGCUACCCUGGACUUCAUGGAUAUGUUUCACGGCCAUGCCCUCCAAAUCGACGAACAACCACAUUCGACGAGCCAGAGCCUAAGCCGUUCGCCAAAGUCUCGCCACCUUCGUCAAUCAAUAACACGCCAGCCGACACAAUCACACCAUCUCAGUCCGCAUCCAACACACCUUACCGAUCCGUUCCGCACGACUCUGGCAAAGCGACCAAGUCAGUGGGGUCAAUUUUCACCUGGUCGGACGAAGGCAGAUGGGACAGCUUGCACCCUGAUGAGUGCAACAUUGUCGUUACACCAGGCAAGGUCGAAGUGUUCGAACUCAAGUCCGACGGUCACGAGACAGGACGUGCUCCCCUAAUUGCGGUUGAGCUUACCCCUCUUGUGCCGUUGCGCAAAUCAACAGCGAUUGACAUCUCCAUCCGCUCCCCACCGACCUCCGACUCCCGCAUCCAAACCGGAAACAACAUCAUGUUGAGGAGUCGCAACGCCACGGAAUGCACGCAGCUCUACGCCCUGAUCAACCAAGCCCGCAUCAACAACCCCACAUAUCUAGCCCUCCAGAACGCACGCGGCCCAUACGGCCAAACAAGCUGGGCCGAAGCCAUGGACCGCCAAAACGCCGCGCGCACAAAUCCCAGCACCUCCUCCGGCUGGCUCAACAACACCCUCGGGCGGCGCAACAGCUACCGCAAAACCACCACCCGCGCAGCCUCCAUCUCCGCCGCCACCGAGUCCUCCGUCGGGACUAUGAACACCGCGCUCCGCUCCGCCCUCGGCCGCUUCUCCUUCGGCAAAAACGGCAUGUUCAGCGUCCGCAACUCCACCCUCGGCUCCCGCAGCUCAGGCUCCUUCGACAGCGCCGAGCGCCCCGGCUCAGGCGCCAGCACACCACCCGGCUCCACCGGCGCCCCCGCAGGCAUCACAAACACAAAGUGCCGCCUCUACGAACGCGAAUCCCUCAAGAAAUGGCGCGAUAUGGGUUCCGCGAGACUUACUAUCAUGCUCCCCUCGCCCCACCCCAGCGUGCCCUCCUCCCCUAACUCACUCCAGCGCGCGCCUGGUACGAGAGACCACACACAAGAGCGCCGCAUCCUGGUCACGGGUAAAAUGAAGGGCGAGGUGCUGCUCGACGUCACGCUGAGUGAGACGUGCUUUGAGCGCGUGGCGCGCAGUGGGAUUGCGGUGAGUGUUUGGGAGGAUACGGUGGGUGAUGAUGGAGAGGUUGGGAGAGUUGGUAAGACGGGCGGGGUUAGUGGGGCGAGAGCACGCGUUUAUAUGAUUCAGAUGAAGAGUGAGAGGGAGUGUGCGCAUUGCUUUGGGUUGUUGGGGAGGUUGAGGUAUUAGGAUCUGUGCUUUUUUUGGGAAGGGCGUUUGGGGGGGCGGGAUACCAUACCAUACCAAAUCUUGGUUUUCUGCAGGACCGCGUCUGGUCGUGCGUUUUCUUUCCUUUCUUGUCUUUUCUUCUCUGCUCUGCUCUUUUCUUUAUGUUGGGUGGAGUGGUGUGUAUGUACACUGCUUGCUUGGCUGGGUGUGGCUACACUGUUACCUCUUCCGGCACACCAAGAUAGCGUCCAGCGGGAUAGAAAACAAAGGACCGUAUAUAUAGUAAUAAUAUUCUGUAC